This is a messenger RNA of Pisolithus orientalis, 825 nucleotides long. RefSeq lists its product as uncharacterized. The record is from RefSeq and is a predicted model, not a curated record. The coding region runs from base 1 to 825 and encodes 274 amino acids. The transcript is spliced from 7 exons. Gene Ontology annotation, cellular component: mitotic spindle pole body; mitotic spindle polar microtubule; DASH complex. Gene Ontology annotation, biological process: mitotic sister chromatid biorientation. NCBI's taxonomy places the organism in Eukaryota, Fungi, Basidiomycota, Agaricomycetes, Boletales, Pisolithaceae.
AUGGCAUCGCACACCCCUCACCGGACACCUCUCAAACGGAUAUCACAAGGAUCUCUGUUCGCCCUUUCGCGGUCGGGGCACAACCCGGACGCGCCGCAUGGUCUAGGCUUCCUCGAGCCCGUUAUGUCCGAGCUAGUCGACGAAGCAGAGUUUCUCCUGGCCAACGUCGAAGGGCUCGGAAAGUUGAGCCAGUCGCUCAGGACUUUCAACGAGAAUUUUGCGAGUUUCUUGUAUGUGAUGGAUAUGAACGCGCUGACUACGGAUUGGCCGCAGGCACCGACUGACGCGUCUUUCCAAUUGGCGCGACGAAGAGCCGAGGAAGAUGCUCGCAUUGCCGCGGAAGCAGCCUCGAAAGCCGCUGCAGCAGCUCCACCUGCGCCUCCACCAGACAUCGACGCUGAUAAAACCACCUACACCGAGAAUGCAGACUACGAAACAACGUUUAUGACCACCGCCAACGUGACCAACGCAUCGACAACUACUACAGCCACAACCAAACCGUCGACGAAGACAAAGAAGAAAGCCAAACCCAAGCUUUCCGCCAAAGAGAAGAAGGAAAGAUCGUUGAUGAUAGAAAAACUAAUUUCGUGUCUUCCUCUCGAGUUUCGUGGUAGUGAUCCCAGCCUGCGCCGUAGCAUGGAGUCCAUCAUAGAGGCAAUGAUGGACAGUGAAGGCCGAGGCGUCAAACUCAUCGAACUGAUCGCUCCUCCCGACCUCAACCAAGCUCGGGUGAACAAAUGUUUAAUCGCUCUCGUGAACAGGAAGCUGGUGCGGAAAGACAACUCAACGGGCACUGUACUCUAUCAUUGGCAUGGCCUUCCAUGA